UUAUUAUGUUUUUUUUUCUUAUUUGUCAGCCCAUUUGAAGUGAUUUUGUUAUGUUUGUUUCUGGGCAUUUGAUUGUGUUAUUGGAUUGAGAAAACCCCAUGCAGUCUUGAUGUCUGAAAAGUGAUUGUCUGAAAAAAGUUUUGAUCUUUAAUAAAUAGUUUUAUUUUCUGUGUUUUCUGGGACUUUUAUCUUGCAGGAUUAAAUCACAGUUUAUCUGUGUCUUAUGUAUCUUUGUUUAUCAAGAUCAGUUGAAUCAGUCAUUCUUGAAAAUCUUGGUUUUUUUUUUUUUUUUUUUUUUUUUUUUUAUAUAUAAUUUCUGGAGGCUUUCUGAUUGUAUGUUUGGUGGCAUCUCUGGUUUAGAUUGAUUCAGCAAAUCAGGGAUUUUAUGAUUUAUGUAUAAAUUGCGGUGCUUUAUGAAUAAGUCGAAAUCGAAUUUUAUGAAUUUGAUUAGAUUUUAUGCAUAUAAUAUAUGUGGAGUGCUGCUUUGAGUUUUCUGAAUCAUCAAAUAACAAAAGAUCAAUAUGGUGCAGUUGUCAAUACUUUCCUUUUCAUCCAAGUUCUCUUUCUCCAAGUGAGGGGGCCAAAAAAAAGGAAUCUUUGUUAGGGGGGGGUGAAAUUUAUGCUUUCUUUUUCGAAGCAACGUUUCCCAAAACUUCAAACAGAAUCUCUCUGAACUUUUUCCGUUCGAUAGAAGCGAUUAAUGGGCUCCCCUGGUGCUGACAUUUCAUGGCCAUCCUCUGUAAUCGAAUCUUUCGAUCGAUCCUUUGAUAUAAACAUAGAAGAAGGAAAUUCGUCGGAUAUUUCAUAUUUUCUCGAAGAUAAAAUGCCUUCUCCAAAUAACCAUCACAAUAUUCCUAAACCACCUCCAUUACCUAGAAAAAAGUUGAAUAGAGGACUUCCAAAGCAUUGCUUUGUUCCAAAGGAAACAAGAGAUGUAUGGGAGAAGCUCUUCAAAGAAGGAUAUGGAGCCGACGUGCACGUUAUUACCGAAAACGGGUCGAUUAUUCCAGCUCAUCUUAGUAUUCUGAGUGUUGCAUCACCGGUUAUAGGGAAUCUUCUGCAGCAAUCGAAAGUCAAGAACGGUGUUAGAUUUAUACGGAUUCUUGGGGUACCCUAUGAUGCCGUUUGUACUUUCAUCCGUUUCCUUUAUUCAUCUUGUUACGAAGAAGAGGAGAUGAAUAAAUUUGUUCUCCAUUUACUAGUUUUAUCACACUCGUAUACUGUACCGUCUCUCAAAAGAAUCUGCGAGUACAUUCUAGAACAAGGGUGGUUGAAUAACGAAAACGUUGUCGACGUACUUCAAUUAGCUAAAAACUGCGAUACACCAAGACUAGCCCUUUUUUGUCUCCGUAUAAUAAUGAAUGACCUCAAAUCCAUCUCCAAAACCGAAGCAUGGAAAUUCAUGAAACGUGAUAACCCUUCUCUCGAACAAGAGCUACUAGAAUCAGUCGUCGAAGCAGAUUCCAGAAAACAAGAAAGGAUGAAGAAAAUCGAGGAGAGAAAAGUGUACCUACAGCUACACGAGGCAAUGGAGGCUUUGCUCCACAUAUGUAGAGAAGGGUGUAGAACAAUCGGGCCCCGCGAUAAAGUGCUCAAAGGAAGCUCGAUUCCUUGUGGUUUUCCUGCAUGCAAAGGGCUCGAAACUCUUAUUCGACAUUUCUAUGUGUGCAAGACUAAAGUGCCAGGUGGAUGCGUGCAUUGUAAGCGCAUGUGGCAGCUUUUAGAACUUCAUUCUCGUAUGUGUAAUGAACCGGAAACAUGCAAGGUCCCUCUUUGUAGGCAUUUUAAGGUGAAAAUGGAGCAUCUGAGUAAGAAAGAAGAGGUAAAGUGGAAGCUUUUGGUGAGGAAAGUGGUUGCGGUGAAGAAUGCGCAGAAGUUGUUUUCACCGCGGAGGUUGUGAUCAACUUUGAAGUAAAUCACAAAUGCAAAUUAAAUGUUGUUCGAAGUGAUUUAAAAUGGGUGUAUUUGGGGGGAGUUAUAUGCUGCACCGGGUUAUUUACACCGGGUAUUUGUUAACCGUAGAUCAGGUUAAAUAACCACCCACUAAGCACACAUACACAUGGGUGUGUGAGUGUGAUUAUGUGUAGAUCUACGGUUAAUAAUCGUCCGGUGUUAAUAACCAGAUGUAGCAUAGAAUUUCCUCUGUACUUGGCCUAUAUUUUAGUUGGCCUUAUUUACAUUGGGAAACUGUGUACAAAAAUCAGAUGAAAAGAAAAGAAAAUGUAUAGUUGAAUAAAAGUUGCAAUAUAAUUAAUGUUUAAUUAUGUUA
Molecule: messenger RNA, 2269 nt
Organism: Erythranthe guttata (spotted monkey flower)
Lineage: Eukaryota; Viridiplantae; Streptophyta; Magnoliopsida; Lamiales; Phrymaceae
Source: RefSeq, a predicted model, not a curated record